Molecule: messenger RNA, 1839 nt
Organism: Pararge aegeria (speckled wood butterfly)
Lineage: Eukaryota; Metazoa; Arthropoda; Insecta; Lepidoptera; Nymphalidae
Product: connectin-like
Exons: 2
Coding region: 1-1506 (501 amino acids)
Molecular function (GO): protein binding
Source: RefSeq, a predicted model, not a curated record
AUGCGGGCUAAAAAGAUACCCGCUGCCUUGCUACUGUUGCUAUUCGCAAUAGACUCCUUACACGCCAACAGGAGGAAGCAAAAGGAGAAAGUCAUACAGACAACCACAAACAUUUGCGACAUAAGCGAUCGAGACUCCAAAGUGCACUGCUACUGUGAGAACAGUCCUGAAAUAAACGAGGCAAUUAAAACAGAAUGCUGGGUAUUCAACGGCGGUAUAGACAAGACAGAUCCUUUAUGGCCCAGUUUCACUUCGCAGACAAAUAUAGAAACGUUGGCUUUCAACGUUAGAGCGGACGGGGGAUUAAGCUUCGUGCCAACGAAGGUUUUAAGAUACUUACGCAAAUUGAAGCACUUUAGCAUAAAGUACAGCUCGAUACUUAAAAUUGAGAGCAACACUUUUGUUAACUUAACCUCAAUACAAGAAAUGACCUUGACGAAAAACCAAAUUGUCGUCUUAAGUAAAAAUGCUUUUUAUAACCUACCUAACCUAACAAUACUCACGCUAGAUGAAAAUCGAUUGAAAAAACUCGAGACAGAUACGUUUUAUGAGCUACCAGCCUUACAAAAACUAUUUUUAACUAGUAAUAACAUAAGUGUCAUAGAAGACGGUGCUUUUCGGCAUCUAGUAAAUUUAUUAGAACUAGAACUGGAUAGGAAUAAUGUAAGUGACCUGAAAAAGGAGUGUUUCGAUGGGCUCGCAAAUUUGAGACGUCUAGACUUAAGGAGAAAUAAAAUUGGCGUGCUAAAUUCAUUUACAUUUAUUGAAUUGUGGAACCUCCAGGAGCUGUUAUUAGAUUAUAACGAGAUUUAUAUAUUAGCUCAGAGGACUUUUGAUGGAUUGUCCCAGUUGAAGAAAUUGAGCAUCAGUCACAACAAGUUGGUGACUUUAACCGAUGGAUUAUUUGAAGGAGUUCGGGGAUUAUCAGCGUUAGAUUUGAGGCAUAACAAGCUAAAAAGGUUUACAAUGGAAAACCUACGACCGAUUUACGACAAUUUGAAGAUGCAGAAAAGCUUCAUUUAUUUGGAAGGAAACGAAUUCGACUGCGAUUGCCAUCUGGCAUGGAUGCAUAAGCUCCGGCAUGAAGCUAAGAGUAUCAAAGUGAGGACGUCUUUAGAAAAUUUCAUUUGCAAAUUUAGCUCUGAUCCGGCAUUAAAUUCUCAUCUCACUUAUUACGAAAGAAUGAGUACAAGUAAUAAUUUAGAUGAGAUAGAGAAGAUACGGAAUAACAUAGAUGGUCCUGAUGAGUUAAGUGAUGAUGGUGAUGAUACUUAUCUUGAAGAACCGAAGAAAAUAAAGGCUGACAAUGAAAGGACUUUGUUACAAAUACCAGUGGAAUUGCUACCUUGCCCAGCUGAAGUGAAAAGCGUUACGGAUCGCACAUACACCUAUCCAUCACAAAAUGAAGCAAAAGAUUAUAGAAAUCUUAUACAGGCAUCAUCUACGUUGUCUAUAGAUAAGAAUCAUUUAGUUUUUAUACUUCUGUUGUAUUUAUUGGUUACUUGAUUUUGAGUUUCUUCUGAGAAUCAUUUCAAACUAUAAGAAUAUGUUCUAAAAUAAUUUUCAAUGAAAUUUUAAGAUAUUCCUUAUUUAAACUGUACGUUAUUCUAGUCGCAGAACAAUGUUUUUUUUUGUAUUUUACGAAUACAAUAUUGGUUUUAGAUAUUAAAGCAGGGUUUACAUUAAACUGUGGUGUUGGGUGGUGAUUCUUCAGUAAGCUAGCAGGAGCCGAUUUUUGUUGAAAUUGAAAUUUUGUAGACUCGUCCAUUAGGAGGACGUCAUGGUAUUCAGGUAUUUUUUUUAUACAUUACAUUUUUUUGUACAUUGAGUUUGCAACUA